Messenger RNA from Penaeus chinensis, 1225 nucleotides. Its product is annotated as zinc finger protein 37-like. The record is from RefSeq and is a predicted model, not a curated record. NCBI's taxonomy places the organism in Eukaryota, Metazoa, Arthropoda, Malacostraca, Decapoda, Penaeidae. The transcript has 5 exons. Bases 248 to 1225 code for a protein of 325 amino acids. Gene Ontology annotation, cellular component: nucleus.
CAGCUGAUCGGAAGCAUAAUAGUGAGACGCUUUUUUCCUGAGAUUAUCUGAAGUAUUUUAUUCUUUGAUGCCAUAUUCUCUCAUAUUCAGAGUUCUUGAAAGUCAAGUAUAGUAGGAAAUUGACAUUAUUAAAAAAAAUAAAAAAAACAUUUCCGAGCAAGAAGGAGUUCCACAAAGUCAAUUCAAAACAACCUUAUGAAUGAACGCCAUUUUUGCCUACUGUUAUAUUUAAUGAGUGGCUGCUAUCAUGGGUGACUCGAAGUUAGAUAUGGAAGUGCCUGACAAUGCCAUUGAAUUUAUUGCUGUCAAGGAAGAAAUUAUUGAAGAUGUAAAUGAAGUGAACAACCAUAGAAUAAAAGUUCUCGAGGAUAGUGAUGGAGUGAAUGCUGUCUAUAUCAAAACAGAAAAGGAGGUAGAUACAGAUUAUGAAAGUCCAGUUAAAAAAGAAAUCAACAAUCUGAAGGAAGCAGUUACAAAUGUCUCGGAUAAUUUGAUGUGUGAAGAGGAAGAUCCAUUGCUCUUGCCAGUUCCAUUUACUUUCGAGGUCUGUGAGAACCUCUGCUCACCAGACCAGACAUUACACAAGAAAGAUAGUGAUGAGGAAACACGCAAAAAGUCGGAAACAAAAGGGAAAUGUUUCUAUUGUGAGAUCUGUGACAAGAAACUACCUUGCAAAAGUAAGCUUUUAGUUCACAUGAGAGUACAUACAAGAGAAAAGCCCUAUAAUUGUGAAAUUUGCAACCAGGCCUUCUCUCAGAAACAUCACAUGGUUGAACAUAUGAGAAUCCAUACACAAGAGAAGCCUUAUAUCUGUGACAUAUGUUCUAAGCCAUUCUGCGGGAGAAGCAAUCUUGUGAAACACAUGAGAGUACAUACAAAGGAGAGACCAUAUAGUUGUGAUAUAUGCAGUAAGGCUUUCCCUGAGAAAAUUGCUCUGGAUAGACACGUGAGAGUACAUACAAGAGAAAAGCCUGACAGUAUAUUAAGCUUUAUUCUGCAUACGACUUCACCAAGUGUUCUUGAAACUUCACAAAUUAGUUUUCUGUACAGCGAAGACAGUGACUUCCACUCAGUGGAGGGCAUGCAAGGUACCAGGGAAAUUGGGGGUAAACUAACAAUUCUGCUGAAUGCAUUGGGCAGUGUACCCUGCAAGACCACCACGAGGGGCUUGCCCAGGAAAACAAAGAACCUCCAUCUAGAAGAAUUCCAGAAAGUUAAUUUAUAA